Molecule: messenger RNA, 1783 nt
Organism: Drosophila mojavensis
Lineage: Eukaryota; Metazoa; Arthropoda; Insecta; Diptera; Drosophilidae
Product: ubiquitin carboxyl-terminal hydrolase MINDY-3 homolog
Exons: 7
Coding region: 16-1734 (572 amino acids)
Biological process (GO): protein K48-linked deubiquitination
Molecular function (GO): K48-linked deubiquitinase activity; cysteine-type deubiquitinase activity
Source: RefSeq, a predicted model, not a curated record
GAAGAAUUUACCUUAAUGUGGAAGCACUCAAAGCAAAGAAAACGACGCGAGAUGAGCGACGCAUGCGAACGGGAGCAGCGCAGCGAAAAGUGCGCCUCGCCGAAAACUGCAUCAGCCACGGCGUCGAUGACGUUGGCGUCAACAGCCUUGGAAUCACAGUCUCACAACACAGUAGGACAGCAACAGCAGCAGCAGCAGCAGCAGCAACAGCAGCAACAGCAACAACAGCAGCUGCAGCAGCAACAAGACCUAUCUAUGGCCAGUGGCAGUACACCGUCAUCAACAGCAGCAGCAGCAGCUGCUGCUGGACGAAAACAACCGCAAGUGCGUUCCAGUGAGAGCGACAUGCGAGAGCUGCGCGAGAUUAAGCAGUUGCUGUGGGGCGACAGUGUGCGCGAAGAUGUAUUCAAGCGUUGGUCUCAAGGCUUUGAGUUUAGUGAUGUGGAGCCCUCGGCUUUGGUGCAAAAACAGGGCGGUCCUUGUGCUGUGAUAGCGCCCGUACAGGCGUACUUGCUUAAGAUAGUUAUCAUGGACAUGCCAGGUUUUCAAUUAAAACAGCUGACCAGUGAAAAAUGCCAGACUCUGCUCAUUCAGGCACUAUGCAACAUAUUGAAGAAUUGUCGAGCGCCGCGCUAUAAAAUUGUCACACUGCAUCGGCGUGCAACCAAAGAGCGUCGCCUGACGCCGCCAACUGAUUCGAGUGAAAAUGCUGUGGAAGCGGAGGAGUCAACUGGUAUUGAUGCCGCCGAUGCGACUGCAGCUGCAGGUGCCACUGCUCUUGCAGCCAAAAACGAUGCAACAGCUAUUGUCGCACGUUUCAAUUUGGAAUUGACACCGGACCAAUUUCAUGAGCGCCUCCACACGCUUCACUUUGAUCACAUUGGCGAGGUGGCUCGCUACUAUGUGGACAACUAUAGUCAGCUAUCGAAUACGUACGGCGUGCUGUUGUUUAUGUAUUCGGUAUUCCUAACCAAGGGCACGGAGCAGGUGACAUCUGAUAUAUCGGACACAUCGGAGCCGCUGAUACACAGCACAUAUGGCUAUGGUGCACAGUCGUUGAUUAACCUAAUGCUAACUGGGCGCGCUGUGGCUCAUGUCUGGGACAAUGAGCAGGAUGUGGGAGGCCUAAAGCUGCGUGGCAUUUGUGAGCAGAGCGAUGUUGGAUUUAUAACACUAAUGGAACAGAUGCGCUACUGCACAGUGGGCUCGUUUUUCAAGAAUCCACGCUACCCAGUUUGGGUAAUGGGCUCGGAUACGCAUUUAACUGUUUUGUUUAGCAACGAAAAGAGGCUGGUCUCUCCAGAGACACCAUCGGAGACAGGACGUCGUAUCUUCAAGUCAUACGAUCCGGAGGGCAAUAAUUUCAUAUCGAGCACCUUGCUGCGUGAUGUGCUAGCCGCAUUGAAUCUGGUCAGCGAGCCGGGAUAUGUAAGUCUCAUGCAAAAGCGUUUGGACCCUGAGAAUCUCGGUAUUAUUCUCUUGAAUGCAUUCAUGGAUGAAUUUUUCCCACUGGAGCGCCGCUCAACUCCCGACACUUUCGAGCUUAUGCAUUACAAUGGCAUACCCGGCUCCAACGAAAACAACAAGGUGCGCUAUUACUGUGGCUCGGCAAUAUUGCUAGAGGGCGAUCUCAAGUCGAUUUGCACCUCAAAUCCGAUGGUCACAUGUCUGCAGACCAAAUGGCCCAAUAUUGAAAUAAAUUGGCACGGUGGACAUUUGCCCUCAUUAAAUUGACGUCCUAAUUAAAUAAAUAAAAAAAAAAAAAAAAAAAAAAAAAAAAAAA